Molecule: messenger RNA, 713 nt
Organism: Ipomoea triloba (trilobed morning glory)
Lineage: Eukaryota; Viridiplantae; Streptophyta; Magnoliopsida; Solanales; Convolvulaceae
Product: thioredoxin-like 3-3
Exons: 3
Coding region: 53-424 (123 amino acids)
Source: RefSeq, a predicted model, not a curated record
GUUAACUGCUGUAGAGAAGAUAAAAAGAUUAGAACACAGAAGGGAAGCAAAAAUGGAGCAGAAUGGCAAAGAACACAAGGAAAAUCCACGCAGUACUCAACCUGGAAACCUUGUUAUAGCCGCCGGUGAUGAUAACCUAAAGGACAUCUUUCACCAAAUCAGAACUUCCAAAACCCCAGCCGUUAUUAACUAUGGCGCAUCUUGGUGUGGUGUUUGCAGCCAGAUGCUUCCCGCAUUCUCUGAGUUGAGUAACAAGUUCUCUAAACUCUCGUUCGUGUAUGCUGAUAUCGAUGCUUGUCCAGAGACUACUCUGAACAUCCGGUACACGCCAACUUUUCAUUUCUAUCGAGAUGGCGAGAGGGUUGAUGAGAUGUUCGGUGCAGGAGAAGAGAGACUGCAUGACAGGCUAUGGUUGCACUCUUAGAGGGGAAAGCAGUCUGUCAUUCAGUGUUAGAAAAACACCAUAGAUGUACUAUUGCUGUUAUCAACUACUGUAAUCCGCCAUGUUUUUUCUCUUAUCAAAAUUUAAAAGCAAAAUCUGGAGUCUGAAAGGUGUUUGCCAAAUGGCUGAGAGCUGAUUAAGUUAGUUGGGUUAACUAGUUUGACUGUUAGUAUUAGUUGGUUGUAAAAGAAAAUGUUUGGUAAAUUAAUUGUUCACUUUUAAUUUGCACUGUACAAACAAAAUUGUAAUUUUAAUUUCAAAGAUUUUUCAA